Molecule: messenger RNA, 1265 nt
Organism: Petromyzon marinus (sea lamprey)
Lineage: Eukaryota; Metazoa; Chordata; Hyperoartia; Petromyzontiformes; Petromyzontidae
Source: RefSeq, a predicted model, not a curated record
GCUGUGUCUAUCAGUGCUGUGUGUGUCUGUGUGUGUGUCUGUGUGUGUGUCUCCCAGAGCGGUGAGGAUCACCCCUCGGUGCAGCGCUUGAAGCGCUACCUGGUUGCGUGUGGGGUGCGCUGUCACUACAGCAAGCUGCUUGGUGACUGCCACUCACGAUCGGCACGAAUUCGCAGGCUGCAGGAAGAGCUGCACCAAGCCGGGAUGACCGGGAAGCCCACACUGGAGAAGUGUCGGAGGCUGAAGGCAAAACGAGAGGAGGCAGCAGAGGUGGCGGAGCUGGACACUAGAAACAUCAUCCUCACCACUGGCCGCCCCAAGCGAACCAACGUGUGGAGUCUUUACAACGCCCCCUUCACCGCCACCGCCGCCACCACCACCAACAAAACGCAGCAGGAGGAUGAUGAUGAGGAUGAUGAUGAGGAUGAGGAGGAUGAUGAGCAGGAGCAGCUUCACGGCCACCUCCGGCAGUCCCCGCCGAAGCUGCGAGCGCUCCCCUCGGACGACGACGACGACGAUGACGACGACUCAGCGGCCGUGGCGGCCGCCGUGGCGACGGACGACGACUCAGCGGCAGCGGCGGCCGCCGUGGCGAUGGACGACGACUCAGCAGCAGCGGUGGCGGCCGCCGUGGCGACGGACGACGACUCGGCAGCAGCGGACGACGACAGCGACGACGACUCAGCAGCAGCAGCGGCCGUGACCGUGGCGACGGACGACGACUCGGCAGCAGCGGUGGCGGCCGCCGUGGCGACGGACGACGACUCGGCAGCAGCAGCAGCGGCCGUGGCGGCGACGGCAGCGGACGACGACUCAGCAGCAGCGGCGGCUGUGGCCGUGGCCGUGGCGACGGACGACGACUCGGCAGCAGCAGCGGCAGCGGUGACGGACGACGACUCGGCAGCAGCAGCGGCUGUGGCCGUGGCGACAGACGACGACUCAGCAGCAGCAGCAGCGGCAGCGGACGACGAUGACGACGAGUCAGCGGCAGCGGCCGUGGCAGCGGCCGUGGCGACGGACGACGACUCAGCAGCAGCAGCAGCAACCGUGGCGACGGACGACGACUCGGCAGCAGCAGCAGCAGCGGCGGCGGCGACGACGGACGACAACUCGGCGGCAGCGGCGGCCAGGAGAGGCCUGUCGGGCUGGGCCCGGCCCCGCGGGGUCGUCAGUGACGACGGGGACAGCGGUGGCGAUGACGAGUGACGUGAGGAGGAGGUGGUGGUGAGGAGGUGGUGAGGAGUGACGUGAGGAGGAGGUGGUGG